This is a messenger RNA of Neospora caninum, 6471 nucleotides long. Its product is annotated as putative elongation factor Tu GTP binding domain-containing protein. The coding region runs from base 1 to 6471 and encodes 2156 amino acids. The transcript is spliced from 15 exons. Lineage: Eukaryota; Apicomplexa; Conoidasida; Eucoccidiorida; Sarcocystidae. The record is from RefSeq and is a predicted model, not a curated record. Gene Ontology annotation, molecular function: GTPase activity; GTP binding; translation initiation factor activity.
AUGGGGAGAACUUCGUCUUUGUCUCACUGCUCCUUUCUUCUCGCGACAAACGCGACGCAUCUCGCUACGAAUCAGGCUCGGGCUUGGACGCCUCCAAUCGUCCUCCUCUGUCUCCUCUUGUAUGUCUCCCCCGUGCCUUGCUGGAGCACGGGAAUCUCGCGCCUCUCCUCAGUUACCUUGUUUCUUCGUCAGCAACUCUCCGUCGUCUUUUCGCUUCCGCUUUGGCUGCCUUUCUUUCGUGCUCUGCAUCUUCUUCUCGCCUCCCCGCCUCUCUGGCUUAGCCUCCCCUCCUUACUUCCUUUUCCUCUCUCGCUUCAGGAACCGGCUGUCCUCGCUCUUCCUCUCUCAUCUCCUCACUCGCGCCGUGGACGCGAAGGUUCAAGACCCAGCUCGACCGUCUGCUUGUCGAUAUGGUCUCCUUUCCUUGUCUUUGACUGUCUUUCCUUCCUUCGUCUGUCUCGCCUGGUCUUCAUUCUCCUCUGCCUUCGUUUCCCCCCACUGGUGUUGGGCGGCCUCGUCCUCUACGCCCUGAGGAGAAAGCAAACUGCGAAAGCAACAACGCCUACCUUGUCACUCUUGUCGUUCUGGAUUUUUGCUCCACUUUCGCUCGGUAAAAAUGGGGAGUCUGACACGGUUUCGCUCUGCCGCGCUUCGGCUGUUCCUGCAUCCUGGUGGCCCUUCACCUUCUCCUUCCCCCCGCGCUCCUCUCCGUGCUCCCUUCCUGUUUUGUUUCCCUCUGCUCAGUCUCCUUCUUCCGCCUCUUCAAUUGCCUGUGACCCUGACCCACAGCGCUCUCCCGCUCCGGCUCUGCCGUGUACUUCUCUUUCUCUAGGAGACCGACAAGACACAGAUCCCGUCCCCUCGUGCUCCGUCUCCCCUUCCACGUCUUGGAUUCCGGUACACCCCAAACGUGAUCUCGCCCCCGGUUUCCUUCUCUGUUCGUUCUCGCUCUCUCGCUCGUCUGCGGUGCCUCGUCUUUCGGGCCAUCGCCCCUCGUUCGCUCCCCGCCGCCGUCGCACUUACCGGUCCCCUCACCCUCCCCGGCCUUCUGUUUCUCUCUCCGCUUUGUCUUCUGUUCCUUCUUCUUCUUUCUCUUCCUCGUUCUCCCCUUUCUCGUCUGCGUCGUAUGAUGGCCACGGACCUGUUUUCUCGGCGCCUCCCUUCCCCGUUUUUCUCCCUUCCUCUCUCCUCUCCAUUUCUUCGCCAACCCCGCCUCUCGGUCUUUUUUCGGCACUGAGCAGAGCAGACGCGCCGCUCGUCACCGGCCUCCCAGCGAGGGAGGGCGCGAGCGACGCAAAUUUAAAGGCCCGCGUGCCUCUCGGGGCUCAAAGCAACAGUGCUGGGGAAAGCCUGCAGGCUUUGCCCCUGUCUCCUCCCUCGCGCCCAACGGCGCACCCGCAGACUGCGGGGCGGCAAGCCUCGCCCUCUCGUGGGCCAUUCCAAGGCGCCUUCGAAGAGCGCGGGGCGCUGCGCCUGGGACCGGAGACGCAGCGCGGCGGCGACAGCCGGAGAGCGGAGGCUGCUGAGGGGCUGCCUUUUUCGCCCCCGCGAAACAGCGCAGGACCGCUGAGGCUUCGACCGUCAGGCGAGAAUCCGGGCAUCCUCGACGAAGUCAGAAAGCCCAAGGGAAGACGGCGAAGCGCGCCCGCCUUAGACACGAACCUCGAGGUUGGAGCUGUGUAUGAGGCACUCGUCACCAACAUUGCGUCUGACCAACGGGCGUUUCUGCGUCUCGUGAAGCGCGUCUUGCCGUCUGAUGAGAUCCGCGGGGCGGCCGCGCAGGACGAAAGCGAGACAGGAGCUAUGCCAGGACGUGAUUGCCCCAAGUCUCGAAAUCUCAACGUGCCGGUGACUGUGCAUAUCUCAAGGAUUUCUCGGCGCCUCCGCGACAACGCCGACGGCGGCGCUUGGUCGAGACCGCCGGCGAUUGGCGAACUUCUUUCGCCUGCGUCCUCCGUCCUGGUCACGCCUCUCCCCCUCGGCUCAGAGUCGACCUUUGCAGCUAGCCACGUGUCCGGGAACCUUCUCCGGGAAGUAGCGGUUCUUGCGGAUGCCCAGGAGGCGCCUGCGGCUGUGGCGGAGGCACAGCCCCUCGACCGCAGAUUCAGGAGUCCGUUCGCUUCCUCGCUUUCGCUCCUUCCUGCCUCAGGGUCAGGACGAGAAGCGAGCGAGGGCGCGGGGCGCGUCGAACAGGAGCCGAGUCGGACCUUUGGGUUCAACGAGAAGUUCUGGCCGAGCGCCUCUGCGGCUUUCGGAUCUGCUGAUCGCCCGGCGCCGGGGUCCGCACGCAGCGCCGGCGACCGCGGAGACACAGACGCGCGCGACGAGCGGCGACAGUCCGAUACUCAAGCGCACGGGAGAAGAAGCGUGUCGGCGGGAGACGCCGCCUGUCUGCCGCUCGCCGUCGUCGGCUUAGAGGUCGCCGCGAGAGUUGUUCGCAUUGAGGAAGGCUACGCGAUCCUCAAACUCGCGUGUGCGUCGCCGCAGUCUGUAUCUCUCCCUGCAUCGGCGGAGGCAUACGGGCGAGCUCGAGAAGACACGCGCGCGGCAGCAGCUUCGGAGACGCCCUGGGGCUUCCUCCAUUGGUCGUCUGUUCGCUGGCCGGGAGACGCAAGUUCUGACGAGGCCCAGGACGGCGCCGAAGACCACGCAGCUAGACGCGUCAACAAACGACCGCAGACGCGCGUCGAUUUACGCCAGCUGAUGAUGCCCGGGGAGCUCGUGCGGGUGCGGCUCAAGGCUCCGCCCAGUGACACCUCUCCUCGCUGGCAAGUUCUCUACACUUGCCCUCCCUCUUCUCCUUCUUCUCCUUCUUCUUCUCCUUCUUCUUCUCCUUCUUCUUCUCCUUCCUCUCCUUCCUCUCCUUCUUCUUCUUCUCCUUCUUCUCCUUCUUCUUUUUCUGUCCCUAGUCCCGGCCUGGCAGAGGACGAAGCUUUGGGGCAGCUUGGUGUACGAAGGACGAACCACGAGGGCGAAGACCAAGCGGUCAUUGAAGAGAUUGUAAAGGACACGGAGCGAGAACCGGCGAGUGCCUUGUUCCUCUUAGACGAUGAAGCCGCCCCUGGUGACGCGUCGGUCGCCCAUUCGGGCCGAACUCGCCGGCGUGGCGGGUAUUCUCGGCAGCCUUCGAAGCCGCGCGAAGAAGACGAAAAGGCGUUUUUUCGGAGAGAGAGACAUCGCCCUCGGCGGCCAUCGUCCUCCCGAGACACAGACAUCUCUGGGGCCUUCCUCGAAGACGAGAUCUCGUCCUGGACGGCUGCGGCCGCUCCGGAGCACGCCUCGCCAACGCUGCGCGAUCGAGGCCUCUCGCCGCCGUCUGCUUCGGACAGUGGAGAGGCAGACCUGGAUGAAGAGCUGUGGCUCUUGAGAGAAGAAGCGAAACUCCUCGCGCGUCUCCGAGAGACCGGUACCGACUCUGGAGACAGUCCGCAGCCAGCGCGAGACGCGGACGCCAGAGAGAUGGAAGACGUGCGUCGCGCUCGACCUGCCGUUGUUUGCAUUCUGGGGCACAUUGACCACGGGAAAACGACGCUGCUGCGCGCGCUGAAGCUCAAGGCGCUGCUGCGGUUGCAACAGACUCUCGCGAAAAGAACGGCGGAGGAAAAGGCCCCAAAGAAAGGGCGAGAUGGGCCCCGGGUGGCGGCAAUCAACGACGGCCUUGAUGCGAAGAAGCGGGCGAUCCUGUCGGCAGCGGCCGAGGCAGGCGGCAUCACGCAGCGUCUCUCUGCCUUUCAGCUCGUGUACGCAGACUCGCCACUUGCGGCCUCGGCCUCUCCUCUCGCCUCCUCGGUGACUUUCCUCGACACGCCCGGGCACUCCGCAUUUGAACAGAUGCGAGAGCGUGCAGCCUCCGGCGCAGAUUUAGCAGUCCUCGUCGUGGCAGUGGACGAAGGCGUGCAGCCGCAAACCGAGCGAAGCAUCCACAUUUGCCGUGCCGCGAAUAUUCCCAUUGUUGUCGCGCUGACGAAGCGCAGCCGGCUGUCGUCUGUAUCGUCUCUUUCUUCUCCCUUUUCCUCCUCGGACUCUCCUCUGUCUUCGCCUCCGGUUAUCCGGGUUCUCUCCCAGCUGGCUGAACACGGCGUGGUGACGGAACCUCUCGGCGGCGACGUGCAAGUCGGCCUCGUCGACGCAAAAGUGUUUCUGGACAAGUUUUCGGAGAAACAAAAACGAAGACAGGGCGGCACUGUCGAGCAGGGACGCUGCGAACCGGCGACAGGCUCCAAACGAAGACGGAAUGGUGCAGAGAUGCGGAGCAAAAUGCUUCAAGAGCGAAGCCCAGAGCUCAAGAUGGACGGCCAGCAGAGACUAGCAGAACGAGGAGAAGACGAGAUAGGGGAAGACGAGAUGGACGAAGACGGGGAGGGAGAGGUAGAGGAGGAAGAAGAGGAAGGCGCGAACGAACAGACUGAUGAUUUGGACGAUCUAAUUGAGAAGAUUUUCCUCCAAGCAGAACUGCUAGAGUUGAAAUCGAGUGUCGCUUGCCCUGGCGAAGGCCUCGUCAUGGAGUCCUUUGUAGGAAAGGGAGUUGGAGGCUGUGCCUCGAUUCUCCUAAAGCGGGGCUCUGUCCGGAGAGGCGCGACGGUGUUGGCUGGGCCGUCUGUGUGUCGCGUGCGGCGCCUCUGUCUCCGCGGCACGUGCGGAGCAGAGCGCGGCCGCCUGGAGACGCUCAGAGCGGCUUCGCAUGCGUCGGGGGGAGGCAAAAAGAGGAGCCGCCGAGCGCUCGAAGCCCACGCCGAGGCAUCCCUCGACAGGGCUGUGGCUGCUCACUCUGGACACGAGAAAGGAACAGAGACGGAAGAGAUCGAAGUCGACAUCGGCUUCGCUGGCGAGGUGCUUGAAGUCUGCGGGUUUCCGUCCGAAAAUUUGCCCCUUCCUGGAGAGACGUUUGUUGUUAUCAACAGCGAAGCCGACGGACGACAACUGGCUGAAUUGAGCAGGCGAAAGCGGCAACGCUCGGAAGACAUGCGACGUGCGCGGGAGGCGAAGAUGCGCGUCCUCGACCGUCUGCUUCAUGGAGAGGAUGAGGCUCUUACUCUCCCCGUUGUGAUCAAGGCCGACCAGCAGGGGACCGCUGAGGCCCUCGCGUCGGCGCUCGCUGGGCUUUGGGCUCCAUCGCCCAAGGCCCCCGCUUCGACUGCGGUCGGCCUCGCCUCUGACUCUGCGUCAGAGACGGUCUCCGGCGUCUCCUCAGUUUCGUUAGACGGAGACAAACCCGGGGUCGGAGGAUCUGCCGAUGAGACAGCGGGAUGGCCCGUCGCGGUCGGCGGCGCCGAAACUGACGGGGGCGCUGCCGCCUCCGCGACCUCACAGACGGGGACUGUCUCCUCCUCGACGGCGACAGAGCCCGACGCGGUCGCAAGAGCGAUCCGAGACACGUGGACACGCCGCCUUGAGUACGAUGAGGGGCGUGGUCAGCGGAAGAAGCGCGAGGAAGGCGAGACGAAAGGAGAUACCUCAAGGGCGCAAGACGAGAGUCCGUCUCGAGAGGCGAGUGCAGUCGCGGAAGGAAAGCUGCGCGAGGCGUCUCCGCUGGCCGUCUUUCCGCGCCAAGGCGCAGCAGACCCAGCUGCUGACGCGGACAGUGAAGCCGGUAGAGACUCGAUAAGCGCACAGAGGGCCGUAAGAGCCUCUCCUGCCUCGUCAGCAUUUGGUCCUGCGUCGUCCGACUGGUCGAUGGACAGCGCUCUCAGGCACCGCGUAGGCGAGGAGCGCCAGUCGUUGGAGGGGCGAGGAAACACGGGGCGACGAACCGUUAAGAUCCUCUCUGCCAAGGCGGGCGUUGUGUCCAUCGAAGAUGUGCAGGCGGUCGCUGUCUCGCGAGAGAAAAACAAACGCGGAAACGAGGCUGAACCAAAGCGCUGGAAGCACGGAGAAGCUGGGGCAGUUGUCGCCUUUGCGACGCCCGUCUCCAAACAAGUCAAGGAAGAAGCCGCAUUGCAGGGGGCGACGCUGGUGGUGGCCGAUGUCGUGUACGACGCCGUCGCGCAAGUUGAAGCGAUUUUGAGGCGCAGACAUUUGCUUCGCCCGGAUGAAGACGAGAAACGCGGUGAGGGGGAGAAGCCUGCGAAGAGCCAGGCGCUCUCCUCGCCCUCUACAACCGGAGAAAAGAACAAGGGAGGCGACGCAGAGCGAGAAGACGGCGGUGGUAAAAAGGAUGUAGGACUGAAACCCUACGCGGGAAAGGCGAUAGUUAAAGCCCUCUUCCACCUCAAGACUGGCCUCGUCGCGGGCUGCAGCGUGGAGGAAGGCGAGGUGAAUCUUGGGGCUGUCGUGCAAGUCAUGCGCGACGGCCGUCUCAUCCACGAGGGAUCUCUCGUCUCCUUGCGAGUCGGUCCAGAAGCCGAGACGACGGUUCGAGGUCCGGGGACCGAGUGCGGGGUGAUGCUCGACGGGGCGUUCUCGGACCUGGCAGUUGGGGAUGUUUUGCAUUUCAGCCCAGCAGCGAAAGAAGGGAAACGGAAGAAGAAGUAG